Messenger RNA from Chaetomium globosum CBS 148.51, 537 nucleotides. RefSeq lists its product as uncharacterized. The record is from RefSeq and is a predicted model, not a curated record. The transcript has 3 exons. Gene Ontology annotation, cellular component: mitochondrion. The coding region runs from base 1 to 537 and encodes 178 amino acids. Lineage: Eukaryota; Fungi; Ascomycota; Sordariomycetes; Sordariales; Chaetomiaceae.
AUGUCGGCACUUAGGCAGAGGGCAGCACAGCUUGCCAGGCAGGCCCGGACAGCCCGGCCCAUCGCCGCCCAGAACACCAGGUCGUACGCCUCGAGCCAUGGCCACGCCGCCCCCCACACCGUCGAGGAAUCACUCGGACCUGGAUUCUUCAUCGCCAUGGGCACGUUCGUCGGCACCGUCUUCGUUUACCAAAUCUCGCGCCCUGGCGAGAACGGCGAGCUCUCGGCCCUGCACAAGUGGGUUCAGAAGGUCUCGAACUACGGCACAGAGUGGGAAACGAAGAACCACCUGAUGUCGGCGGCCCUCCAGCAGGCGGCUCGCGACAAGCACCUCCUCUACACGGCUGACCGGAGCACGUACCACGAGCUGUCCUACCCUGAGGUAUUCACACACGGCUCGCCCUUUAAUGUCCCAGCCGGACACUACCCGAACAUUAACAAGGUAGUUGCCCACUACCAGAAGCAGCACCACGAAGACGAGGCGCGCAAGGCAAAGAAGCUAGCGGCGGCGGCGGCUGCGUCGGCGGCCUCUGAGUAG